GUGUUCGCUAUGUAUCGGCGGCUCGGGGCGGGGGGCAAGCAGCAGGUGUUCCAGCACGGCAAGCAUAUGUAUGGCGAUGGGUUAGUGCAGCUCAUCUGGGACACAUUGCAGAUCCACCAGAAUCCCGUGGCUGAUGCGCCCCCCAUGGUUGAUGUGGCGAUGCACUUGCCCGACUUGAUGCUCCCAGAUCUCAUCCCCGAGCCUCCUGUUGAUUGCAUUUGGGUAACGCCAGAAGAGGCCGCGAAGCUUUUUGGCGGUUUCAUUCCCGAGGCCGUCGAGGCAACGCUGAUAAGGAAUCCCGUUUCACUGCAGAGUUUCGUUUGGAUCGAUCGCGUUCGCCCCGCUGUAGAGCUCGAGCAGGCGUAA
Messenger RNA from Prorocentrum cordatum, 366 nucleotides. The record is from the annotation of a GenBank genome assembly. NCBI's taxonomy places the organism in Eukaryota, Dinophyceae, Prorocentrales, Prorocentraceae.